Messenger RNA from Indicator indicator, 510 nucleotides. RefSeq names its product LY6/PLAUR domain containing 6B (gene LYPD6B). Bases 1 to 510 code for a protein of 169 amino acids. The record is from RefSeq and is a predicted model, not a curated record. Gene Ontology annotation, molecular function: acetylcholine receptor regulator activity. NCBI's taxonomy places the organism in Eukaryota, Metazoa, Chordata, Aves, Piciformes, Indicatoridae. The transcript has 4 exons.
AUGUUGUUCUUCUCUCACGUGCUGGCCGGAGCCUUGCUUCCCUUCUUCAUUCUUCCAGGACCUUGGGUUUCAGCUGAGAACAUCAACUUCCACAACGUGAGACCUCCACUGGACCCCACUCCAUUCCCAAACAGUUUCAAGUGCUUCACUUGUGACAAUGCAGUGGACAACUACAACUGUAACAGAUGGGCUGAAGAUAGAUGGUGUCCUGAAAGUACUCAGUACUGCCUGACAGUUCAUCUCUUCAGGGACAAUGGGCAGAGUACAUCAGUCACCAAAAAAUGUGCCACAGGAGAAGAAUGCCACGUUGUAGGCUGCCAGCGGCACCGGGAAAGCGGCCACACGGAAUGUAUUUCUUGCUGUGAAGGCAUGAUCUGCAACGUGGAGAUCCCAACCAACCACACCAACGCCGUCUUUGCCGUGCUGCACGCCCGGAGGACGUCGGAUGGCAGCAGGCGGACAGCCAGCGUUGCAGGGCUCCUGUCAGUCAUGAUGAUUGCAUGGUCAUGA